CGUAUCACGUAAUCGAUGUCUUCGCAGUGCGCGACCGUAGUCUCCGUUGCGCUGCGAUACAGGGACAUCACAGCUGCGCUGCCUCGAACAGCGUCACGAUCGCAGUCCGCACACUAGUGCACCGACACCAUAUCUGCGCUGCCUGGAACAGCGUCAGUACCCCUGCUUGCACAAAAUAGUGCACCGUUACCUGACUAACGCGAUGAACAGGCGACUCGCAGAGAUCCCGUAAAGACUGCACUGUGCCAUACAGUCAGCACCGCGUCUGAAAGUGACUGCUUCUCACCAGAGUGCCGAAGGACCACCACCUUGCGGUAAUUACCAACACGACUUCGACAAGAACCAACGCCUGAUACACCAAAUCCCAGCGAUACUCCACCUGACUCGCGAUAAUACAUAUAAGCUGGUCUGGCUGUCCAUAUAAAGGGGUGUGGAUUUCAUCACAAAAGUGAACAUUUUAUUUGCUAAGGGUUCAUGGGUCCCAAGGCUGACCCUGGAGCGGCUGAGCAUACCUCAGCUAUGGACGAAACCCCAUUACAAAUGGCGCCCGAGCAGGGACUUGAUUUUGUGAGUGACAGUGAAAAACAUGAAACGGUCACCAACGCUCAUGAAUCAGGUUCGCCACACCCCCUACACAAUCCUAAGCAUUGCAGUACAUAAGAGCAUAAGGCCCUAGCGCUUGAGACAGACACGACCAGUUGGAUUUAUUGGCUAACGAAGGAACGAUUAGUCACCGAGUGCAGACGACACCACAUCGCUGUCGAAGGCGUACCGUAGCAGAUCUCCGCAGCGAGCUGAGCGCCUGCAUCCGUGCAAAGCGCCACAAUAAAUCCACGGAGGACCUAGUGAAAGCGUUGGAAAGGGAAAUGCAAGAUGAAGGUAAUGCCACCAUACUUGUUCCAACCACCACGGCAAGAAUUCCGAGUAACGCAACAGCAACACGUUAUGUCAUCACAUCGGCUGCAAAAUUGCCAGAUUUGGAGGUUAUAAACACCGUGCGGCGAUGGAACAUACGCUACAGCGGUCGCGAAAAUUUACACGACUUUCUGGAGCGAUGCGAAGAACUAGCCGAAUGCUACUCUAUAGCAAAUAACGAGCUUCUUGCUACUAUGCCGGAAAUUUUGCAAGAUAAAGCGCUGCAAUGGUUUCGUAUAAAACGCAAUGUCAUAACCACGUGAGUUGACUUUCGUUACGAGGCUGAACGUUUUUUCUUACCGAAACGACACCUCGCACAUCUGGAAGAAACCAUCCAUCAGCGCAAGCAACUACCCAGAGAGAAAGCAAAGGAUUAUGUGUUGGCCAUCCAAACGCUUAUUCGCCAACACCCGAAACUUCGCGAUGAAGAUCACACCGAGCGUAUAUAUGACGGCCUAAGGGUGGAAUAUCGCCUAUACGUCCGACGAAGCGACUUCCACAGCGUAGACGAACUACUCGAGUUAGCCGAGGAAUUUGAAUUGUUAAGAAGCGAGGAGGCCAGGCAAGCAAAAAACACCAAUCACUGUUUGACGGCGGUAAGUACCAAGUAUUGCCGCGAGAAAGUUUGUGUGCGAUGUAAGCAGCUGGGACACCAAAGGCACCAAUGUCGCAACCGGCAGCGAGUAUUUUGCUCUCGCUGUGGACGCGACGGAAUUAUGCCUCGAGACUGCAAUUGCCUUAUACGGGCAACAGUGCGAGCUACUCCGUCCAAACCCAGUACAACAGCACUCAUAGCAACGAUUCCGUAUCCAGAGGGGAAACAAGGUGGCCGCUACUAUCUGCCCGUUACUGUCGCAGGCAUGCAGAUAGAAGCUCUGGUGGACACUGGAGCCACGCUUACAUAUAUCGGUAAGGAACUUCAACGACAUCUGGUUAGGCACAAAAUUAAAGCCAGACACCAGACCCGUCGAAUUCAACUAGCUAACCAGACAUACAUACCUAGCACGGAUAUGUAUCCUGUUACUAUAGAGCUGGGUAACAAGUCCACGCACCUACUUGUAUCAGCUCUACCGACGCUUUCGGAACAUGUCAUCUUAGGCAUGGAUUUCUUAAGAGAGCGAGGCCUGACUAUCACCAUUGAUGGACAACCCCUAACGGCUACACGCCUAAGCACACAGGCACCCACCGACCACUUUGCUAUGCCAACCUAAAGGCAGCAUCUUGCAGAAAAGGAGAAUCAUCUAUUGAACGCUCUUCUCACGGAAAACGCAGCAGCGUUCUCGACGAUCACCGGCCCCAGUACAGCCACCGAACACAUAAUCCGCCUCAAACACGACCGUCCACUAAAGCAGAGAUAUUAUCCACGCAACCCAGCGAUGCAAGAAGUAAUCAAUCAAGAGGUGAACGAAUUGAUUACURCAGGCCRCAUCGAAGCCUCUAACAGCGCCUAUAGCUCGCCCAUUGUCCUAGUGCGAAAGAAACAAGGAAUAGAUUACCGGCAACUUAAUACAGCAAGCAUACCAGACGCAUACCCACUUCCCCAAAUAAACGCAAUCCUAGACCAACUCAAGGAAGCUCGGUUCAUUUCGACCAUCGACUUGAAAAAUGGCUACUGGCAAAUUCCGCUCAUGCCAGUAUACCGCAUUUACCAUACCGGGGAGAGGUCUAUUCGAGUAAUGCCUUUUGGGCUGCAUUCGGCGCCGGCAACAUUUCAGCGAGCUCUAGACACCGUUCUGGGACCAGAACUACAGCCGAAGGUCUUUGCCUAUCUGGACGACAUCAUUGUACUGGGAAACACUUUUGAGGAGCACUUAGAAAACUUGCAAACGGUGUUCACGCGCCUUCAACAAAACCAUAUGCAGAUCAACUUUGAAAGGUGUAAGUUCGUGCAGCAACGCCUCCAUUACUUGGGCCAUGUAGUCAGCACCGAGGGUAUUCACACAGACCCGGCUAAAGUCGCAGCCAUCAGCGACAUGACAGCACCUACCACCAUCAGAGAGUUACGCCGCUUCCUAGGAGCAGCCUCCUGCUACCGACGUUUCGUUGCAGACUUUGCCAAAAUAUCAGCACCCCUAAAUCGCUUAUUAAAAAGGACAAGCGUUGGACAUGGGGACAGAAGCAUUCCAGGUGUUAAAAGAAAGACUAACUAGUGCACCCAUCCUAGGUUGCCCCGACUUCGAGAGGCCCUUCUGUCUGCAGACUGACGCCAGCGGAGAAGGACUAGGCRUAGUGCUAUUUCAGCGUCAUUCUGACCAAGAACGGGUCGUAGCAUACGCCAGUCGCAGCUUGACAGAAUUGGAGAAGCGGGACUCUGCCACCGAACAGGAAUGCCUAGCCGUAAUGUGGGGCAUAAGGAAAAUGCGACCGUACCUGGAAGGCUAUCAUUUCACCGUAAUCACCGACCAUCAUUCACUUAAAUGGCUUCACACCCUGCAGAGCCCGUCCGGAAGACGCAAAGAUACCCUCAACGUAGUCGCCGAUGCGCUAUCCAGAUGCCCACGGAAAGUCCAAGAAGGCGAUGCGUAACUUCUGCAUGCCGUCCAUGAUCAACCGAUUACCAACUUAUCGAUGGCCGGCUCUUUCGGCACGUCGCCYCACGCAAUAAGCUGUCCAGGUCACCAUGCUGGAAACUAUGCGUACCAGAGCCCCGUCGACUYGAAGUCCURAGAGAAAAUCACGACGCUAGCACCGGCGGUCACAUGGGUGUACACAAAACACUCAAACGCACACAGGAAAGUUAUUAUUGGCCUGGGAUGCAUAGGGAUGCACUCAGAUAUGUGCGUCGAUGCCAACAAUGUGCCGAAUAUAAGGUAAACCAGCGCCGACCUGCUGGGAUGAUGGCCACCAUGCAAUGCUCACGACCGUGGGAAGUUGUAACGGCGGACUUUGUAGGUCCAGUGCCACGUUCAACCAAUGGCAACACAUGCUUGCUAGUGCUCACGGAUAAGUUCUCCAAGUAGGUGGAGCUCAUGCCAGUACGGAAUACAACCACCGCCAGUGUUAUAAAGGAGCUACGAGAGCGCGUGAUAUACCGGUUUGGUUGCCCUGACGUAUUUUUUACCGACAACGGGAAGCAAUUCACCGGCAAGCCGCUUACACAUUUCCUGAGAGCCACGGGAUCAAACAUUGUUUCACUGCCGUUUACGCUCCACACGAAAACCCAACCGAGCGCACAAAUAGAAUCGUGAAAGCCUUGAUUGCACAACGAGCAAAGGCCGAUCACCGAACCUGGGACCACCAACUAGCCGAAAUAGCUUUCGCAAUAAAUACAUCACAACACGACUCGACAAAAACAUCAGCAGCUGAGAUAAACUUCGGGUACAUACCGGCUACACCGAAACAAAUCCAUAAAGAAGAGAUGUGCCUGACGAAGGAGCCACCAACGUGCUGACACUCACCGAGCUUUGGCAAGAAAUUUCUCGCAACUUGUCUACUGCAGCCAAACGCCAAAAGAAAUACUACGAUCUGCGCAGACGAUCAUGGAAACCACUUAUCGGCGAGAAGGUACUCAAAAGAGAUCAACAGCUCUCUUCCGCAGUAAACAGCUUCGCACAGAAGCUAAAGCAGUUGCCAACCGAAUACUAAGCUCAUGCAGCUGCUGGCGAGCUUACGGACUCCAGCUCCGAGCCACUUAUUACUAUUGUAACGCAACAAUAGACGUGGCCAACACUAAUCCGUUUGCUCAUCUCUUUCCAGAUUCCUUCAAAAUGAAACGCGCAAUUAGCAGAAUACCACGCGCACCGGGCAGCCGUACCAAGCGCCAACCACAGCCACCAGAUGAGCCCACCAAGCCACGACCUUUCCAACCACCACCGGAAGCACGACCUCGUGAACGCACGACUGCAACCGGGGUGCAUCAAUUACACACAAUUAGCGUAGAUGCCACCGGGCCAGCUGUUCGAACUCGCCCGAGGUCAUCCAAGCAGGCACAGGAGCCCAGCGCCGGCAACCCGCAACCGCGGCUGGUCAUAACAGCUACAAAGUUGGAAGCAUUGCCCCGACAAACGCCACUCAGCACGAACGCGCUGGAAAUGCCAACUACGGGAAGAGUCCCAGCGGCAUGCGAAACAAAUAACGAAGCAUGUGCUACGACAGGGCUGCGAGCCGCCCAAACUUCGACGUUACUCGUAGUCCAACCAAAUGCAGCGAGUGCUGUCACGGCCAAAGCUAGUACCAGUAGGCAACCCGUACUUGAGGCACAAGAGGCACCAGCAACAGCAGCGACUACGGAGGCAAACACAGGCAUAAAUGACGAUGGGGCGCCUGCUAAAACAACUGCCACGACGCAACGACGACACAACAACCAAUUCUCGAGACCAGCGCACGAACAGCCCCGCCCAGCACAUCGCAGCGAGAGGUAACACCAGCGGGUGAAAUUCCAGGGUUCUUGGAGGGGCUGACCAUGACCCGACAGCAUUUCAUCAGGCGCUCAAGGAUGACGCUAUUCUUCCGGGGCCGGCGUUUAGCCCUGAAGAAGUUGGAGGGCGACCGCGUAUUGGUGCGAUACGGCACAGAGAGUUGCGUGGUACAUUUGUACGAUUGAUGCUAACUGUGUCACACAAUACUUUGAAAUAUAAAACACGUUGUACCAUAGGUUAAGAAGUUGUUAAAAAUUAUUGUUAAUCAUAAUCAUAAGAUAUAAGACACGUUGUACCAUAGGUUAAGAAGUUGUUGUAAAAUAAAGAUCUCCACACCCGCUUUCAGCCCACGGCACACAUGCCAACCAGGACAGCCAGCCAGCCUCCAGCCAGACCAUCGUGGGUGGUCGACACCACUCCGU
Molecule: messenger RNA, 5695 nt
Organism: Bactrocera latifrons
Lineage: Eukaryota; Metazoa; Arthropoda; Insecta; Diptera; Tephritidae
Exons: 2
Coding region: 4395-5276 (293 amino acids)
Source: RefSeq, a predicted model, not a curated record